AUGACGAACGCGCGAGGGCCAAACUCUUCUGUAACUCCAUCCGCAACUGCGUCAUCAGGAGUUUUGAUGGUCGGACCUAAUUUCAAGGUAGGAAAAAAAAUUGGAUGCGGUAAUUUUGGAGAACUACGUUUAGGAAAGAAUUUAUACAAUAACGAACAUGUGGCUAUCAAGUUAGAACCCUUGAAGAGCAAAGCGCCUCAGCUUCAUCUCGAAUAUCGUUUUUACAAACUGCUUGGCCAGCACGAAGGACUGCCGCAAGUGCAUUAUUUUGGACCAUGUGGGAAAUACAAUGCUUUGGUAAUGGAAUUAUUAGGACAUUCUUUAGAAGAUCUCUUUGAUUUGUGCGAUCGGAAAUUCUCAUUGAAAACUGUUGCAAUGAUUGCAAUGCAGCUGAUGAGGCGCAUUGAAUAUGUACAUAUGAAGCAUCUGAUUUAUCGAGAUGUAAAACCGGAAAAUUUCCUAAUCGGACGGCAUUCUACUAGGAAGCAGCACUUACUUCAUAUUAUCGACUUCGGUCUUGCAAAAGAAUACAUUGAUUGUGAUACUGGUAAGCACAUUGCAUACAGGGAACAUAAGUCACUGACAGGCACGGCGAGGUACAUGUCAAUAAACACACAUCUGGGUAAAGAACAGAGUAGAAGGGACGACUUGGAAGCGCUUGGGCAUAUGUUCAUGUACUUCUUGCGUGGAUCAUUGCCUUGGCAAGGUCUUAAGGCGGAUACUCUCAAAGAACGGUAUCAAAAGAUUGGUGAUACCAAACGAGCAACUCCAAUUGAAGUACUUUGCGAGGGCUUUCCUGAGGAAUUUGCUCAGUAUUUACGAUAUGCACGUCGAUUAGACUUCUUCGAAGCGCCAGACUACGAAUAUUGUUAUAAUCUGUUUAAGUCAGUGCUUGAUAGACUUGGUUAUACAUACGAUUACGAGUUUGAUUGGACUCUAAAGCUCAAUCAAGCGUCAACUCCUUCGGGUUCUCUUCAUGCCGGUGAAGCACACAAAGGAGAGGGAAAACGGGCUGGUAUUACGAAAGGACGACAAAAUGAAACCCUCAAACCGUCCAAUCAAGGCGCUGUACAACAGGGUGGUUUUGGCUCUACCCAAGUAAUCAAUUCAAAUGUGGGCGAAGUGAUGGAAGACAAUGGUGGACGGUCACAACAACCCGUCACACACCUAGAAGAUAAUAGUGAAGUGAAGUGUUGUUGCUUCCGACGACGAAGGCGAAAGACUCCACAGCAAAAAUGA
This is a messenger RNA of Brugia pahangi, 1239 nucleotides long. Lineage: Eukaryota; Metazoa; Nematoda; Chromadorea; Rhabditida; Onchocercidae. The record is from the annotation of a GenBank genome assembly.